Molecule: messenger RNA, 348 nt
Organism: Cetraspora pellucida
Lineage: Eukaryota; Fungi; Glomeromycota; Glomeromycetes; Diversisporales; Gigasporaceae
Source: the annotation of a GenBank genome assembly
AUGGCUAAAUUAAGUGUUAAGUUUCUAGCUUUGUUUUUGGUCACUUUGGCUUUGGCUACUAUUAUUUCUGCCAGGACACACAAUAUUAAGGUUGGACCGAAUGGAAAUUCUUUUUCGCCGGCAAAGGUUACUGUAAAAGUGGGUGAUAAGUUACCAACGGUUUUCACAGCGUUAUUCUAUCAGAUGAACCUGACACCUACAAAACUGAGAAAUUCUGAAAUCAUUAAACAAACUGCUGUUGCUGGUACUAAGGGUACAUUUGUGAUCACUAAAAAUACACCAUCAGUACUCGGAUUUUUCUGUGAUGUAGGUGCACACUGCGACGGGGGUAUGAAAGGUGUUAUAGAA